GGCUCCAAUCCCUUUCGGCAUCUGGAGAAGAGUGCUGUCUUACAGGAGGCACGUUUAUUCAAUGAAACACCCAUCAACCCAAGAAGAUGUUUGCAUAUUCUUACAAAGAUUCUUUACUUACUGAACCAGGGUGAGCACUUUGGAACUACAGAAGCCACAGAAGCCUUCUUUGCAAUGACUCGAUUGUUUCAAUCUAAUGAUCAAACAUUGAGAAGAAUGUGUUACCUUACCAUCAAAGAAAUGGCUAACAUCUCUGAAGAUGUGAUAAUUGUUACAAGCAGUCUGACUAAGGACAUGACUGGAAAGGAAGAUGUGUACCGAGGCCCAGCCAUAAGGGCGCUCUGCAGAAUCACUGAUGGAACAAUGUUGCAGGCCAUUGAAAGAUACAUGAAGCAGGCCAUUGUGGAUAAAGUGUCCAGUGUGUCCAGCUCAGCCCUGGUCUCUUCCUUACACAUGAUGAAGAUAAGCUAUGAUGUGGUUAAGCGAUGGGUCAAUGAAGCCCAAGAAGCUGCUUCAAGUGAUAAUAUUAUGGUCCAGUACCAUGCCUUGGGAGUCCUGUAUCACCUUAAAAAGAACGAUCGCCUUGCUGUUUCUAAGAUGCUGAAUAAAUUUACUAAAUCAGGUCUGAAAUCACAAUUUGCCUACUGUAUGCUGAUCCGAAUUGCCAGUCGCUUACUAAAAGAAAAUGAAGAGGGCCAUGAAAGUCCACUUUUUGAUUUCAUUGAAAGCUGCUUGAGAAAUAAACACGAAAUGGUUAUUUAUGAAGCUGCUUCAGCUGUCAUCCACCUUCCCAGCUGUACUGCAAGGGAGCUCGCACCUGCUGUUUCAGUUCUGCAGCUUUUCUGUAGCUCUCCUAAGCCAGCUUUGAGAUAUGCUGCUGUGAGAACUUUGAAUAAGGUGGCUAUGAAACACCCUUCUGCUGUUACUGCCUGCAAUCUGGACUUAGAAAACUUAAUCACCGACUCCAACAGAAGCAUUGCCACCUUGGCCAUCACUACACUCCUCAAAACAGGCAGUGAGAGCAGCGUGGACAGGCUCAUGAAGCAGAUAUCUUCUUUUGUGUCUGAAAUUUCAGAUGAGUUCAAGGUGGUGGUCGUACAGGCGAUCAGCGCGCUCUGUCAGAAAUACCCACGGAAGCACGGCGUCAUGAUGGCCUUCCUGUCCAACAUGCUCCGCGACGACGGAGGCUUUGAGUACAAGCGGGCCAUCGUGGACUGCAUCAUCAGCAUCGUGGAGGAGAACCCCGAGAGUAAAGAGGCGGGCCUCGCCCACCUCUGUGAAUUUAUUGAGGACUGUGAACACACUGUUCUGGCUACUAAGAUUCUACACUUGCUGGGCAAAGAGGGCCCCAGAACACCGGUCCCCUCCAAGUACAUCCGCUUUAUUUUUAAUAGGGUGGUCCUGGAGAACGAGGCUGUGAGAGCUGCUGCUGUGAGUGCUUUGGCUAAAUUUGGGGCUCAGAAUGAGAAUCUACUCCCAAGCAUCCUGGUACUAUUACAAAGGUGUAUGAUGGAUACUGAUGAUGAGGUGCGAGACAGAGCCACCUUCUAUCUGAACGUGCUACAGCAGAGGCAGAUGGCCCUGAACGCUACAUACAUCUUCAAUGGUCUGACGGUCUCUGUACCAGGCAUGGAAAAAGCCUUACACCAGUACACACUGGAACCUUCAGAAAAACCCUUUGACAUGAAAUCAGUUCCUCUUGCUAUGACUCCUGUCUUUGAACAGAAAGCAGAAAUCACUCUUGUGACUACUAAGCCCGAGAAGUUGGCUCCUUCCAGGCAGGACAUUUUCCAAGAACAACUGGCUGCCAUUCCUGAGUUUAUGAACCUAGGACCCUUGUUCAAAUCUUCCGAGCCUGUUCAACUUACAGAAGCAGAGACGGAGUAUUUUGUGCGUUGUGUCAAGCAUAUGUUUACAAACCACAUUGUGUUCCAGUUUGACUGCACCAACACGCUCAAUGACCAGCUGCUGGAGAAAGUGACCGUGCAGGUGGAGCCGUCCGAGUCCUGUGAGGUGCUGUGCUGCGUCCCGGCCCCCAGCCUCCCUUACAAUCAGCCAGGAAUAUGUUACACGCUUGUUCGCCUGCCUGAUGAUGAUGCAACAGCAGCUGCCAGCACGUUCAGCUGCACCAUGAAGUUCACUGUUCGAGACUGCGACCCUGACACUGGGGUUCCAGCUGAGGAGGGUUAUGAUGAUGAGUAUGUGCUAGAAGAUCUUGAAGUGACUGUGUCUGAUCACAUUCAGAAAGUACUGAAGCCUAACUUUGCUGCUGCCUGGGAAGAGGUGGGAGAGACUUUUGAGAAAGAAGAGACCUUUGCCCUCAGUUCCACCAAAACUCUUGAAGAAGCUGUCAACAACAUCAUCACAUUUCUGGGCAUGCAGCCAUGUGAGAGAUCAGACAAAGUCCCUGAGAACAAGAAUUCCCAUUCCCUCUACCUGGCAGGUGUAUACAGAGGUGGCUAUGAUUUAUUGGUGAGGUCCAGGCUGGCCUUAGCAGAUGGAGUGACCAUGCAAGUGACUGUCAGAAGCAAAGAGGGAACACCUGUAGAUGUUAUCUUGGCUUCUUUUGGUUAAGUUUUUACUGGGCAAGGUGAAGUCGGUGUACACGUCACUGUACAUGACGUGGGGCUUUUAGGCUAGUGGCAUGAAUUCCCCAGAAUCAUAAUUUUUAAAGGUUGACUUUGGAGAAGCAAAUUAAAUGUUUGGCCCUGAGCCAGCAGAUCAAGCAAAUGUCUGUCCUUCUGCAUGCCUCUUCCCCCUCCCUUUUCUCCCUUUUAAUUACACAUGGUCAUUGUUGGUAUGAUAGUACAGCUUUGAGUGACCUUGAAAAGCAAAUACUAUCCUCUACCCCAGCUGCUUAACUUCACUACAUGCUUUAAUUUAACGUGUCUCUGAAAGCUCCUAGCAAUGCUGGAAAAGUUUUAUCCCAGAGGGGUGGUGGGGGAGGGGAAGCCAGAGUCCACUUUUGUCAAAAUUCAUUUUUAUUAAUAGAAAAUAAACACUUAUUCCAGUUUCA
Messenger RNA from Condylura cristata (star-nosed mole), 3016 nucleotides. It is a transcript of the gene COPG2, whose product is annotated as coatomer protein complex, subunit gamma 2. The transcript is spliced from 23 exons. Lineage: Eukaryota; Metazoa; Chordata; Mammalia; Eulipotyphla; Talpidae. Gene Ontology annotation, cellular component: endoplasmic reticulum; Golgi membrane; endoplasmic reticulum-Golgi intermediate compartment. The coding region runs from base 175 to 2574 and encodes 799 amino acids. Gene Ontology annotation, molecular function: structural molecule activity. The record is from RefSeq and is a predicted model, not a curated record. Gene Ontology annotation, biological process: intracellular protein transport; endoplasmic reticulum to Golgi vesicle-mediated transport; protein secretion.